This is a messenger RNA of Didymodactylos carnosus, 459 nucleotides long. The record is from the annotation of a GenBank genome assembly. NCBI's taxonomy places the organism in Eukaryota, Metazoa, Rotifera, Eurotatoria, Philodinida, Philodinidae.
AUGUCAAAGAAUUUUAGCGAAGAAGAACUUGAUAAUUUUCGUCAAUGUUUUCAGUUAUUUGCUCCACAAGGUUAUGUUGAUACAUCCGACAAGCUGUGUUUUAUCAUGCGAUCAUUAAAAAUGGCACCUACGCUCGUGGAAUUAAAGCGAUAUUUCAACAAAUAUAAAAAAGAUUCAAAUAUUGUCGAAUUUGAUGAUUUUUUAAAAAUCGUACUUGAACAUCGUUCAGUCGAGAAAUCAGCACAAGAAAUAUUACAAGCAUUUCAAGGUUAUGAUCAACAACGAUACGGUUAUAUCGAUUCAAAAGAAUUAAGACGGAUAUUAACACAAACCGGAGAAAAAUUAGCGGAUAGAGAUGUUGACCUUAUGCUACGUGAACUCAAUGUGGGUAACGACGGCCGAGUAUUUUACGAGAAUCUUGUUCAAAUGUUAAUGAAUCCGUUGCCAACUCGACGAUAA